ACUUCCGGUAUCCUCGCCGACAUGGCGCAGCCGCAAAUAGUCUCUUGGAAUUUACUCUUCACGUGUGAGGCACAUUUUUAACAUUAAACAUUUGCCGAAUUCAGAAGAUGACUUCCCAGGAGGUACGCCUCUGCGGGCUUCUUCUUCGGGAACACUUUGGAGAAGUUGUGGAGAAAGUGGGCACACAGCUGCUUCGAGGUGAAGCGCAAAAUCUGAGGAACAUCCUUCAAGAAACUGGCGUCUCUCUGGACUUGGUGAAAAAGUCGCUGUGCGUGCUGGUGCAACACGGAACUUGUAUGUUCAGCACUGGCCGCAAAGGUCUCGGCAGGCCCAGCGAGUAUCGUGCCAGCUGCCAUCUCAUCCUGAGGAUCCUGCGCUACCCGCGCUACAUCUACACCGCCAAGACGCUCUAUGGCGACACCGGCGAGCUCAUCGUCGAGGAAAUGCUGCAGAGGGGUCGCGUGACCAUGAGCGACAUCGUUAAAGUGGUCGCCGAUCGCCUCACACAGACCAUGGAGGAGGGCCAGAGUAUGGAUUACAAGGAAGUGUCGUCUGCCUUCUCCAAACUGGUGGAGACUCAUUUCCUUCAACGCUGCCCUCGAGCGGCAAGCAAGGGUGCCGCGGAUACGCCGGAAGCUCCCGUUAGAGCAGAGCCGCCGGCUCCCGAGAGUUUCGCCGACUGCUAUUCGGUGCCGCAAGUGACGUUGGUAGGCCGAGGAAAGAGGCAGUUGGAGGAUGCCGAGGAGCAAAGCGUCGCAAAGAAGGCCAGGAUGGACUCUGAGACUCACGGCGACGAGGGCAUUUACUGGCAAGUGAACUUUGAGCGGUUCCAUCUGCACUUUCGAGAUCAGGCCAUCGUCAGCGCCGUGGCCAAUAAGCUGGACCAGACAGGCGGUGAGAUCGUAAGGACCAUGCUGAGGAUGAGCGAGGUGACCACCCCCCCCGACGCAGCCUGCACCAAGCCCCUCUCGGCCAACGAGAUCUUCAGAUCGUUGCCGGCCGCCUACACCGUCCCCAGACAAGUGCUGGACCAGUACCUCACUUUGUUGGUGGACGACCCGAUGGAGUUUGUGGGCAAAGCUGGUGAGAGCGGAGGUGGGCUGUACGUUGUCAAUUUGCACCGAGUCCUUUCCAAUCUCGCGCGGGCCACGUUGGAGUCUGUCGUGCAGGAGAGAUUCGGAUCUCGAUCGGCGCGCAUCUUCCGCCUGUUGCUGAAGAAGAAACACCUGGAACAGAAGCAGGUGGAGGAUUUUGCCAUGAUUCCUGCCAAGGAGGCCAAAGACAUGCUCUACACACUUCUGUCUCAGAACCUGGUCCAGCUGCAGGAAAUCCCCAAGACUCCAGACUUUGCGCCGUCUCGCACUUUUUAUCUUUACACCGUCAACCAGCUCUCAACUGCCAGGAUGCUGCUUCAGAACUGCUACAAGACCGUGGCAAACCUCAUCCACAGACGUCUGUUUGAGACAUCCAACAACAAGCGACUGCUGGAGAAGUCUCAGCGCAUCGAGGCCAUCCUGGCAUCUUUGCAGGCCGGCGGGGCCGAAGCGGAACAGCUGACGGAGGUGGAGGAGAUGAUCACGGCUCCCGAAAAGCAGCAGCUGGACUCGCUGCGGCUUCACAUUAACAAGUUGGAUUCAGCGGAGAACCAAGUGGAUGAAACCAUCUUCCUGCUGGAAACUUACAUCAACACCACCACCGCCGCCUCCUCCUCAAAAUGAUCAGAUUGUAUUCACAAACUGUGUCCAAACAUCAAUCAGGCUUUUAUAGUUUAUUGGAGCUAAUUGCCCUUUUUUUGUCCGGUUCGACACCAAUCGUUGUCCAGUAGAACCUGUUUUUUUUCUCCCUUUUAAAAUGAAUGCUUCAUCUCAUGUAUCACCAAUAUUAGUUUUCUAUUCCCACAUUUGGCAGAGUAAAAUUUGUUUGGGAAAAAAAAUCAUGAAUACAAGUCCUUCCAUGUGUACAAUAAAGACAUGAAAUACAGGCAGAACAUCUGACUGAUUUACAGCAAUCUGUCGUUUGUUUAACUUUACAAGAGAGAGAAAAAAGCUUAUUUCUUGUUAUAUUGCAUUGUGUAAUAAAUAAAUGGGCUGAUUUUUGCCCUUUUCAAAACAG
Messenger RNA from Syngnathus acus (greater pipefish), 2112 nucleotides. It is a transcript of the gene polr3c, whose product is annotated as polymerase (RNA) III (DNA directed) polypeptide C. Lineage: Eukaryota; Metazoa; Chordata; Actinopteri; Syngnathiformes; Syngnathidae. Gene Ontology annotation, biological process: DNA-templated transcription. The record is from RefSeq and is a predicted model, not a curated record. The transcript is spliced from 13 exons. Gene Ontology annotation, molecular function: single-stranded DNA binding. Gene Ontology annotation, cellular component: RNA polymerase III complex. Bases 108 to 1718 code for a protein of 536 amino acids.